CUUUCUUCCGCCGAUUGACCUGCAGAAAAGGAGCACAGAGUGGCAGCACAGGAAAGCGCCCUUGUGGGCAGGGUAUCUGAAGGCUGUGAUGAGUACCGGCAAGCUCCUAAUGAGGCCCCUUGGGCUGUGCAGGGGCCGAUUGUCACUAGGGUCAGCUGCAAGGCUGCGUAAGCUUGCGGCGGGGGAUAGCAUUUCCUGCUGGGGGCCUUCGGCAUUUGCAAAAGCGGUCGAUGGCAGGGGUGGUGGGACUUGCCACCUUCAUAUGAAAAACAAUGUGGAGAAUGCGAGUGUGGUUCGUGCAAAAAGAGGGGACUUUCUUGGUUCAAGCCCCUUUGCAGCCCAAAGACAGCCCACAUUGCCAGUUGUCAUUACCACUGAUCGCCGUGCAUAUUCAGCUGUCAGGAGUAUGCACACUGAGGCUGGAGGGGAAGCCGCUUUAAGUGACCGAAAAUCUUCCAACCGAGAGCAUAGGGAAAGUGCAGGACGUCGUCCAAAAAAAGCAGCGGUGGUCGAACCACCACCGCGCAAGUUGAGGGUCGAGAAAGGGUUCACUUCAUCUGAGGACGGCCCGAGCACCAGCGGAAGGGACACAGUUGAAUCCGCUCGACCAGGGAAGAACGGACGGGGCACCGGUGCCUUCAAAACGUCCGGCCCGAAACCCCCCCGAAACUUCUCCGCCCCCCGGAACCCUAAUGCUGAGCGCAGCGCAGUGUAUGAGAUGCUGGAGGGGCGUGGCAAGGCGCCCAAGAAGUCGCUCGGGCAGAACUUCGUGAUUGAUGCUGAUGUCAUCCGGCGGGUGGUUGCGGCCGCUGGGGUCGGGCCGGGGGACGUGGUGUUGGAGAUCGGUCCAGGGACGGGGAAUCUGACGAAAGCUUUAGCGGAGGCGGGAGCGGCGAAGGUGAUAUCGGUGGAGAAAGACGGGGAGCUUGCGGCGAUGCUAGCAACGGCCUGGGAGGGGUCUGACCAAGUCCUCGUUGAAGAAGCAGACGUCUUGCGCUGGCCCUUCGAGGAGCGCUUGCGCCCGUUCCUCGCUCCCGGUCAGCGCGCAAAGUGCGUUGCUAACCUCCCGUACAACAUCACGACGUCCGCGCUCAAGAAACUCCUCCCGCUAGGCUCUCUCUUCUCUAGUUGCACGCUGAUGCUCCAAGAGGAAGCCGCAGAACGAUUAGUGAACGCUUCUCCGGGGGACUCGGAAUAUAGGGCGAUGAGUUUCUUCGUGAACUUUUACGCGGAGCCGAGGAUCAGUUUCCGGGUAGGCAAAGCCUCGUUCACGCCGCAGCCGAAGUGCGACUCGGCGGUGGUCGUGAUGGGGAUGCGGCGGCCGGACGAGUGGCCGGAGGUGACGUCAGCAAAGGCGUUCUUCUCUCUGGUAAACGUUGCAUUCGGCGGCCGGAGAAAGAUGCUGCGGAAUAGCCUCCAGGCGUCACAGCACGAUCCUGCGGCGAUUAGCGAAGCGCUCGAAGAAUUGGGUUUGGACGUAAAGGCUCGUCCGGAACAGCUUUCUCUGUCGGACUUUCUGACUCUCUUCCGGAAGCUCGAGGCGGUACGAAUCAGCAAAAAGACGGUGGUUCAGGAAGCUUAGUACGAGGUUUAGGUGAAGGUACUGCAAUCAGUACAGUCAAUGACUAAGGUGUGAGGUUAUGGCGACGCAACUCUCUGGACUGAUGUUCUGGCAAAAAAAGAAACUGCAUGUUCCAAAAGUGUUGGAUUAGGAUCUUGAGGUGCGCUGACUAACGACUACUUUAGAUGCACAUCCUUACGUAUUGACCUCUGAGAACCAUCGAGACAGGGCUCAAAACGGCCCAGUUUGGAAGCCCAUUUAGGCCGUUGAUGAGGUGAUUCAACAAUCAAAACGUCGGAAAGUCACUGAGUCCAACUACUUCCUGCGACGGUCAUGUGACGACAUGCCCGAACUAGUGUAGCUGAACGUGUGUUACAAACCUGUCGAUCCGACGAUAAUACUUGAGUUAUAGGCCCA
This is a messenger RNA of Klebsormidium nitens, 1978 nucleotides long. The record is from the annotation of a GenBank genome assembly. NCBI's taxonomy places the organism in Eukaryota, Viridiplantae, Streptophyta, Klebsormidiophyceae, Klebsormidiales, Klebsormidiaceae.